AUGAGCAGAGAAAUAGACCAGAUCUUCUCGGAAAGAGCCUCGAGCAAAGCCCCCCGCUCCAGAAAAGAGAAGAAACAAAGGGAGGAAAGCUACAACAUACGGGGAACAGACGUGCUAGAGACAGACAUAUUUUCCUGCGACGGAUACAAAAUAUACACACAGGAAGAGCUCAACAUAGGAAAGGGAGGCCUAACAGACAAGUGCCCAAUUGACUGUAAUUGCUGUUUUUAA
Nematocida major is the source of this 231-nucleotide messenger RNA. RefSeq lists its product as uncharacterized. The record is from RefSeq and is a predicted model, not a curated record. The coding region runs from base 1 to 231 and encodes 76 amino acids. The transcript has a single exon. Lineage: Eukaryota; Fungi; Microsporidia.